CGGACAUCUCAUGUGUAGCGUCGUGUACUUCCGUCGCUUGUUCGGAAGCUGAUUUGAAAUGAAUCGAUAGACAUUUGUUGUUUUUCGCCGUUUCAAUGGCGGUUUUUAUGCAUUCAUUUCCGCACAUAAAUAAAGCCAUAUGACAUAAACUGGGGGAUUAACAUUCAUAUUCACCCACUGUACUAUGUUCCAGAAGAUGGCUGAAUUUGGUCCAGAUUCCGGGGGGAGAGUUAAGGGUGUGACUAUUGUGAAGCCCAUCGUUUUUGGAAAUGUUGCCCGCUACUUUGGAAAGAAGAGGGAGGAGGACGGACACACGCACCAGUGGUCCAUUUACGUGAAGCCCUACAGAAACGAGGACAUGUCUGCGUACGUGAAGAAGAUACAGUUCAAGCUGCAUGAGAGUUACACAAAUCCAUUGAGAGUGGUGACCAAGCCUCCCUAUGAGAUCACCGAGACCGGCUGGGGAGAGUUUGAGAUCAUCGUCAAGAUCUUCUUCAUUGAUCCGAAUGAGAGACCCGUGACCCUGUACCACCUGCUGAAGCUGUUCCAGUCGGACUCCAGCGCCAUGCCCAAGAAGACGGUGGUGUCGGAGUUCUAUGACGAAAUGAUCUUCCAGGACCCGACCGCCAUGAUGCAGCAGCUGCUCACCACCACGCGGCAGCUGACCCUCGGGGCGUACAAGCACGAGACCGAAUUCGGAGAGCUGGAGGUGCGGACGCGGGAGAAGCUGGAGGCGUCGAAGAAGAGGACGAGCCAGGAGAUCACGGAGCUGAAGGACAAGCUGAAGGCCAGCAGGGAGAGCAUCAACCACCUGAAGAUGGAGAUCAGGAGGCUGGAGGAGGACGGAGACGUCAAGGACCACUGAGGCUGGCCCCCCCCACACACACACACACGCAGCCAGAGAGACACACACACACACACACACACACACCACAC
This is a messenger RNA of Gadus morhua (Atlantic cod), 936 nucleotides long. It is a transcript of the gene yeats4, whose product is annotated as YEATS domain containing 4. Gene Ontology annotation, biological process: regulation of DNA-templated transcription. The coding region runs from base 185 to 865 and encodes 226 amino acids. The transcript is spliced from 7 exons. The record is from RefSeq and is a predicted model, not a curated record. Lineage: Eukaryota; Metazoa; Chordata; Actinopteri; Gadiformes; Gadidae.